CUCACAGUGCCACAUACCACGAUGGCAGCCUUUCGGCUUUUGGAAAUCCUGCUUGCUACCACUUCAAUAUGCUCCGCAGCAACGAUCAAUCUACCCAGGAGCAUCAACCAUGGCGUGCACCUGCGCAUCAUGCCUCAAGGCGCUUCGGCAUCUCGCGGGCAGAGAUCAACAGAUGAAGCUGGUUACCGCCCUCAUCUCCGCGAAUUGUUGAACGCCAACGGCAACAAUGUCACCUUUGUGGGCUCCGUCUCUUGGGGCGAUAUGUCAAACAACCUCUGCGAAGCCCAUCCUGGCUAUACUAUAAAGGGAGUCGAUGAUGUCGCGCUCAAGGAUGGUGCCUACGAAUAUCUCCCGAACGUCAUCCUGCUCAACGCGGGCACGAACGACUGCAAUAUUGCCGGCAACCACCCCGAGACUGCUCCGCAACGAUAUGCAACUCUUCUGAACAAUAUCAGGACCAACAACCCUAAUGCACUCGUGAUCGCCUCGUCACUUCUGCCGAAUCUGAAGGAUUCAGUCGAUGAGUGUGUCAAGAAGCUCAACGUUGGCAUCAAGCAAGCUGUCGACAAUGCCACUGCUGAUGGGAUGAAGACUGCAUGGGUCGAUGUCUACAAUGCGGUACCAAAAACGGAGAUCCAUACCGAUGACAGCACCCAUCCCACUGAUGAUGGGUACAAGCUUUUCGCCAAAGCAUGGUUCGAAGGCAUCCAGAAAGCGGGUUAUCUGAUCAGCAAGCCUGAUCCGAAUGGGAAAGAAGUACCUGAAACCACUGCGUGUGGUGGCAAGAGCGGCGUCAAGUGUGGUCAGUAGCGAUGUGCAUCAUCCCUCAGCACUGGUCACGAACUGGAUCGGCAUUGGCUCUCUGCUCAAUCGUUCAAGGGCUGUUUUUAGGAACCAUCUGAAGGCUCUCACUUACUUUACAACCUCAGGAGGCACUA
Cercospora beticola is the source of this 938-nucleotide messenger RNA. Its product is annotated as SGNH/GDSL hydrolase family protein. The record is from RefSeq and is a predicted model, not a curated record. NCBI's taxonomy places the organism in Eukaryota, Fungi, Ascomycota, Dothideomycetes, Mycosphaerellales, Mycosphaerellaceae. Gene Ontology annotation, molecular function: phosphatidylcholine lysophospholipase A1 activity.